AUGGAGAGGGGAGCGUGGGUCGAGGGGAACUACAGCACGGGGCGUGAGGAGCGGCCAGCCCGGGAGGGCAGUGCGUGGAUCGCUUCCUUCCUCUGUCUGAUCAUCGCACUGACUGUCGCCGGCAAUUUCCUUCUCAUCCUCCUGAUCUUUACGCAGCGCUCCCUGCGCAACACCUCCAACUACUUCCUCGUGUCCCUCUUCAUGUCCGACCUGAUGGUGGGUCUGGUGGUGAUGCCGCCGGCCAUGCUGAACGAACUGUACGGGAGGUGGGUGCUGGACCGGUACUUCUGCUCCGUCUGGUCCUCCUUCGAUGUGAUGUGUUGCAGCGCUUCCAUCCUCAACCUGUGUGUCAUCAGCUUGGACCGGUUCCUGCUCAUCACCUCGCCGCUCAAGUACAAGCUGAGGAUGACCCCGGGCAGAGCUUUCUUCCUCGUCUCCACCACCUGGACCUUGGCCGCACUGGCCUCCUUCCUGCCCAUUGAGAUGGGGUGGCAUGAAGUGGACUUUGAGGUCCAGGCGUCCAACUCCACGUCCGAGGUGGAAGUUGAGGAGAGCCAGUGCCGGCUCCUGGUCAGUCUGCCCUACGCACUCAUAGCCUCGUCUCUCACCUUCUUCCUGCCCUCCGUCGCUAUCUCCUUCACCUACUGCCAGAUCCUGUUGGCCGCUCGGCGACAAGCUGUACAGGUGGCUUCUCUGACCAGCAACGUGGCCACUACAUUUGACCAGGUCGGGGGAACUCGGAAUCCGUCGGCUGGAGGCAGCGACGGCAGAAAAUUCACCAGCAAACACAGCAGGCGGGCCCUGAAAGCCAGCCUGACGCUGGGGGUUUUACUGGGGAUGUUCUUCGUGGCCUGGCUGCCCUUCUUUGUGGCGAAUGUGACGCAGGCGGUCUGCGACUGUGUCCCGGCCUUGCUGUUUGACGUGCUGACCUGGCUGGGUUACUGCAACAGCACCGUCAACCCCAUCAUCUACCCUCUCUUUAUGCGGGACUUCAAGCGGGCCAUGGCCAGAUACCUGCCGUGUUUCCGGCGUUGGUGGGAGCGGCGGCCGAGCGUCGUGUCGUUCACCGGGAGAAACUCCAACAGCGGCCCCCGGCUUCCCCUCACCCUCAGAAACAUGCUGGCCCUUCAACCCGAGACCGACUCGGGCGACUCUGCCAUCCACCGGAGCGAUCCCAUCCCGACUCCGAGCGGCCAACAACACGAGGACAACCUGCCCGACACCGCUGGCGUGGACUCACUCCAUCUCUUCGACCUGGAACAGACGGAGCAAGAACUCCACAUCAACCAGCUCAACACGCCAAUAGACUGAAUCACAAGGCGCUGGAGGAACUCAACUGGUCAGGCAGCAUCUCUUGAGGACAUGGAUGGAUAGGCGACCUUUGCA
Messenger RNA from Amblyraja radiata (thorny skate), 1386 nucleotides. It is a transcript of the gene htr6, whose product is annotated as 5-hydroxytryptamine (serotonin) receptor 6. The coding region runs from base 1 to 1311 and encodes 436 amino acids. Gene Ontology annotation, molecular function: G protein-coupled serotonin receptor activity. The record is from RefSeq and is a predicted model, not a curated record. Gene Ontology annotation, biological process: adenylate cyclase-activating adrenergic receptor signaling pathway; positive regulation of MAPK cascade. The transcript is spliced from 3 exons. Gene Ontology annotation, cellular component: plasma membrane. NCBI's taxonomy places the organism in Eukaryota, Metazoa, Chordata, Chondrichthyes, Rajiformes, Rajidae.